Trypanosoma grayi is the source of this 630-nucleotide messenger RNA. RefSeq lists its product as hypothetical. The record is from RefSeq and is a predicted model, not a curated record. Lineage: Eukaryota; Euglenozoa; Kinetoplastea; Trypanosomatida; Trypanosomatidae. The coding region runs from base 1 to 630 and encodes 209 amino acids. The transcript has a single exon.
AUGCGUCUAACAGCUCCCUUUCGUAUGGGUGUGCAGCCCGAUUCUCAUCGGUACGCACAAGCGACAUUUCACGAUGGAACCCAUCGGCAGGCUCCAGGUGAUUCGACUCCUUGGAGAGACGCCGCUACUCCUCUGAACCGUAUCAAGGGAUGGUGGCUUGCGCCCGCAGCGAAAGGGAGUAUGAUUGCUGCUUGGUGUAUAACGAUAGUUCUUGGGACGUACUGCUUUUCAAUACAACAGGAUGCCAAGGGAACCUAUUUGCUCAACAAUGUUUUGCUGCGCACUUUGCAUGAGGAGGCGUUACGGGCCGAUGCAAAUCAGGAACGCGCCGCGGAAUUACAAGAGUUUAUGAAGAAGCGCCAGGAGGAUCAGGAAAAAGUGAAUAAAAGCAACAUGAACGUUGUCAAAAAGUAUGAAGAAUUUAGUGAAAGGUUGAAGAAUGGGUUGGUGAACUACGAAUUGGAACUCUCUCGAGAGCGCGCGAGAGCUGAUGCUGUACAUGACCGCAAUCAGGAAUUGGUUAGUGAGCUUCUCAAGGUCCGCCAAGAACUGGUUCAAGUAAGGAAAGAAAAUAAAACUUUAGCGAUUCAACUUGAAAAGAUGCAAAAAAUAUCGAGGAAUCUGGCGUGA